AAAGACCAACAACAACAACAAUGGCACACGGUCCAAUGAGUGGCAUGAAAAUUACAGGUGGUGAUAACGAUCCAACAAAGAUUCAUCAAGAACAAGCCAAAGAUGGCAAAACAGGACAGGAUUUUACCUUUAAAUACACUACUUAUAAAGUAGCUGGCAAUGGUUCUUUUGGUGUAGUCUAUCAAGCAAAAGUAGUUGAUACAGGUGAAAGUGUUGCCAUCAAGCGGGUAUUUCAAGAUAGACGCUUUAAGAAUCGAGAGUUACAAAUCAUGCGCUGUGUUUGGCAUCCUAAUGUAGUUGCUUUGAAAGCCUUUUUUUAUUCUAAUGACCAAGUCAAGAAAGAUGAUGUCUAUCUUAACCUUGUGUUAGAAUAUAUUCCAGAAACACUAUACCGUACAUCGCGUCAUUACGCUAAAGCAAGACAACCUGUUCCUAUGCUUUAUGUUAAACUCUAUACAUACCAACUCAUGCGUGCACUUGCUUACAUUCAUUCGAUUGGUAUUUGCCAUCGUGAUAUCAAACCACAGAAUCUAUUGAUUGACCCAAGUACAGGUAUUCUUAAACUAUGUGAUUUUGGAAGUGCAAAAGCACUUCAUGCAGGUGAACCCAAUGUUUCUUAUAUAUGUUCUCGUUAUUACAGAGCACCUGAACUUAUCUUUGGUGCUACGAAUUAUACCUGCAGUAUUGAUGUCUGGUCUGCGGGUUGUGUCAUGGCAGAAUUGAUGCUCUGCCAACCUUUAUUUCCAGGCGAAUCUGCCAUUGAUCAAUUGGUUGAAAUCAUCAAGGUAUUAGGCACACCUUCAAAAGAGCAAUUGUUGGCCAUGAACCCUUCUUAUACCGAACAUCGAUUUCCUCAGAUCAAACCUCACCCAUUCACAAAAGUGUUUCGAUCCCGUACGCCUGAAGAUGCCAUUCAUUUCGUAACCAAGCUGUUGCAAUAUGAACCCUUGAAACGAUUGACAGCUUACCAGUCUUUGGCUGAUCCCUUUUUUGAUGAAUUGCGUCAUCCUAAUGUACGCAUGAUCAAUGGAAAAGAAUUACCACCUCUGUUUAAUUUUACUUGUCAUGAAUUAUCGAUACAACCUGACUUGAUUCCUAAACUUGUGCCUCCUCAUGCUGAAAAUGCCUUAUUGGCAGAAGGUAUUGAUAUUCGUAAUUUUGUUCCAAUGACGCCAGAAGAGAUGAAGAGUGUUAAUGUACCUCGCUAAUAAACUAUUUUUUUUUUUUUACCCCUGAAUCACUUCUUUCUUAUGGAGGAUGUUGUGGCUUG
Molecule: messenger RNA, 1270 nt
Organism: Gilbertella persicaria
Lineage: Eukaryota; Fungi; Mucoromycota; Mucoromycetes; Mucorales; Choanephoraceae
Product: kinase-like domain-containing protein
Exons: 6
Coding region: 21-1208 (395 amino acids)
Biological process (GO): protein phosphorylation; signal transduction
Cellular component (GO): cytoplasm
Molecular function (GO): ATP binding; protein serine/threonine kinase activity
Source: RefSeq, a predicted model, not a curated record